GUGGCUGGGGUGAAUGUAACGACAGGCACAGGUGAAAAUAGACGUAACGAGAACCACUGGCUAAGCAGGAAAAUGUGAACGUAUGGAUAGACCCGUUGUCCCUCGAGGUUGUUCAGUGUCGUCAGUUCGAUACGGUCACUGGGCCAUUCAGCAUGAACCGACGCAAGGAUGAAACCCAGUCGAUUUAUACUGUCUCCAGCCACAAGAACUUGGUAGCGAUCAAAUCCAGAAAUGCCUACUUAAAGAAACGGAGACAAGUACCGAACUUUUUGAUGAUUAUGUUGUUUAUUCUGAUUGCUCUUUUGUUAACGAUGACGCUGGUGUUUUCUAUACUUUACGCAAUAAGAAAAGAGAGACAGUUGUGCGAAACGGAAAAGUGCGUUCGCAUAGCGGCUAGUUUGAAAGAAUCUAUGGACACGUCUGUUGAUCCUUGCGACGAUUUUUAUAAGUAUGUCUGUGGAAAAUGGCCAGAUGAGCAUCCUAUACCAGAUAACAGUUUGACAAAUUCAUGGUUCGAGGAACGUAGAGAACGCGUGUACAGAAAAAUCAGGGAAUCGUUACGAGAGAAUGUUACCAGAAACAAUGUACCCUGGGCAGUGACACAGGCGAAGAUAUUGUACUCCAGCUGCAUGGACGUGCAUUCGAUGGACGAGUUGGGAGUGGCACCACUGUUCGACUUAUUGGAAGAGCUCAAUUUACCCUCGAUUCCUGCGGCAUUUACCAAGAAGACCACUGAUUACAUCGAACAGAUGGCCAGGGUGAAGAAAGUUCUAGGAAGGGAUAUCUUCUUCGGUUUCGACAUAAUCCCUGAUCCACGAAACACCAGCAAUAACAUCAUGGUGCUGGACACGCCGAUCACUAGCAGCCCAUUACCCAAUGACAAGGAGCUAGAAAGACGACUGCACUCGAUCAGAUCGCGUUUCCGGAAACUGGAAGACGACGAAAUUGAAGAUGAACUGACGAGCGAACUGAAGAGUGCAGAAUUAAAAUACAUGACCGAAAUUAUUAAACAGGUUGUCAAUAAUGGUACCCUGGACGCUUGUUCCAUGAACCAGUCUUCGUUUCCUGAAGAGGAAGAUCUGGAGGAAGUUGUCGAGACUCUCUACGAGUUGAGUAGCACUUUUUAUUACUUAUCUCGUCUGGAAAAUAAUCAAAGCAUAUGGGACGUAGACCCGACAGACGGUGAUUACAUGUUGGUGGAUGAUCUUCAGAAGUUAACCGACGAAUACGUGACGGAAGUGAAUUCGACCCUUGCUCCGAAACCGCUGUGGAAACCAUUUAUCGAGUCAGUGUUCAAGGACAUCGAUACUUUGGACUUGAACAGGAAAGAUAAGGUAUUGAUCGGGGAUUUGGAAUACUUGAAGGAGGUUGCUCUCCUUUUGGCUGCUAGCGACGAGGAGGAACUAGAAACAUAUAUUUGGUGGGUGAUCGUUGACAUCGUGGUGCCCCAUUCGUCUAGCACGUUGAGAAAAAUUUGGAUAAACUACGUGAUUGAAAUGACCAGCAUCGAAAUUGGAGAAGCAAAAUCUCUGCUUUGUGCUUCGGCUGUGAACGAUUUGAUGGGAAUGGCGGUUUCAUGGCUGUUCGUGGAUCCUCAGUUUCACGAGGACAAAGGAAAGAAGGUGUUUGAAAUGAUGGGCGACAUAAAAGAGGCUUUCGCAUCGCUGGUUCUGCGAACCGACUGGAUGGACAAGCAGACGAAAGCUGCCACUUUAGAGAAAAAUAGAAAAAUGGAAUCUCAGAUUGGUUUUCCUGAUUGGUUGUUCGAUGAACGAAUCCUUAAUGAAUAUUACGAAGGUAUAGAUCUCUCGGAGACGGAAUAUUUGAGCAACAUGAUCCAAAUUAUUCGCUUGAUGUCUAUUUCUGAAUUGGAAUGCAUCCAUGAAAUUAAUUAUAACAACGAAUCAUACUGGGCGACUGAUCCAACAGACGUAAAUGCGUUUCACACCUAUCAAUUUAAUCAUAUAACGAUACCAGCAGGAAUCCUCCAGUUUCCAUUUUACGAAUUGGGUUUGGAAUCAUUGAAUUACGGAGCUAUAGGCACGGUUUUGGGUCACGAAUUGACUCAUGGAUUUGAUAACAGUGGUAGACACUAUGAUAGCGAUGGAAAUGUUAGACAAUGGUGGACGAAUGAAACUAUUUUACGGUAUAACGAGAAAACCGACUGCUUUGUUAAUCACUAUAACAAUUAUUACGAGGUUGAGGUAGACGAUUACAUCGACGGUGAACGUACGCUGGGCGAAAAUAUAGCCGAUAAUGGGGGCCUCAGAGAGGCUGUCAUCGCUUACGAAAGAUGGAAGGCCAGACACGGCCAAGAACCUCUACUUCCGGGAUUCACUCAUCUCACUCAAGAGCAGCUCGUUUUUCUCGGUUUCGCCCACGUAUGGUGCGAGUCGUACACUCCAAAGUCUCUAAAAUGGAUCCUCUUAGAUUCUCAUUGUCCUGGCCACGUGAGACUCCAGGGAGUCCUGAAGAAUUCCAAGGAAUUCAGCGAAGCAUGGAAAUGUCCUGUUGGAUCGAAAAUGAAUCCUCUGAAUAAGUGCCAUGUGUGGUAAUGGUGUUUCUUCAAUUAAUAAGAAUCUAUACGUUUCUUUCAGCACUUGCCACAUCUUCCUCCUUAAAGUACUCUAAACUUCUGCAAACAUAAUUACAGAACUCGCUAAUUAAAACCCAACAAACAAUCGAGCUUUUAUACAUUUUCUACAAUUACGUUACGAUCCUUGCAUUAAUCGAUCGUUACGAAAUUUUAAUAUAAACUCAAUAAUCACAGCGAGUCCUGCGAUUUCCUUAAUUCUAAAAUGAA
Molecule: messenger RNA, 2803 nt
Organism: Osmia bicornis bicornis
Lineage: Eukaryota; Metazoa; Arthropoda; Insecta; Hymenoptera; Megachilidae
Gene: Nep5
Product: endothelin-converting enzyme homolog
Exons: 17
Coding region: 153-2555 (800 amino acids)
Biological process (GO): protein processing
Cellular component (GO): plasma membrane
Molecular function (GO): metalloendopeptidase activity
Source: RefSeq, a predicted model, not a curated record